AUGAAAUUGACCACACCAUCGUUGUUGUGCCAAAGCUCUAUACGCGGUCCUACCGUCGCCACCUCUGAGGAAGAUUUACCUCCAAACAGAAAGAAAGCAAAGCCUGCUAAGUUCAGAGACCAGAAUUCCAGGACUAUCGUUAACUGUAAUUUCUUCGCUCCAUCAGCCGGCUUUUGGGAAGAUUCUGCUAUGGACAACAUCGAUGAGGAGUACGACCGGCUCGUUGAACACUUUCCGAACGAGGAAGGCUGA
This is a messenger RNA of Necator americanus (New World hookworm), 252 nucleotides long. RefSeq lists its product as uncharacterized. The transcript has a single exon. The record is from RefSeq and is a predicted model, not a curated record. NCBI's taxonomy places the organism in Eukaryota, Metazoa, Nematoda, Chromadorea, Rhabditida, Ancylostomatidae. The coding region runs from base 1 to 252 and encodes 83 amino acids.